UUCACAGGAAAGAUCGAGGACUGGCUGCAGGGUUGUGGGUCAAACAACCCCCGCCAGCUGAGCCUUGAGUCUAUGGUCAAAGCCAACAACUUUGAUGAUGACCUGAGUCUUGGUGCUGAUGCCUCUGUGUUAAACGGAGGAAUCACUCCAUGUGAAGCUGGUCCCGCACAGCAUCCGUCCUCGAUACUUCGACGAGGCCGACUCACCAGCAGAGCGGGACUAUGCCCUCCUUCGUUUCACCUGGGGCACAGUAUGACCUCCAGCUGUCCCUCCUCCUCCUACACCUGUAAAACCACGUCAAGUGUAUCUGAGGUCCUGGAUAUGUAUUCGGAAGAUGCCGAGGAGACGCUGUACGAGUUGGGUUUUGGCAACGAUGAGCCACAGGCCACGGUGCGCAUCCCUCCUCGUUUCUUCACCUUCCCGUCUCAGGCUCAGGGCAUCAGCUUCCGCCUCUUCCUGGACGCACAGCUGCGGCGGAUACGAGAGGAGGACCCCAGCCUCUCUCUUGCUAGUCGCUUCAGACAAGUCCAAACGCUCACAGCGAUGGCCAACGUCUUUUACUCCCUCUACUCCCACGUGUCCCGCACCCCGGUCCAGAAACUGGUCCCACCAGAGUUAUGCCUCUCGUCUCCCAUGGAGAAGAUCGACCGCUUCCGGAGCAGCGUUCGCAGUGAGCCGCGCUCUCCGGUGGAGAGGCUGAAGGACACCGUCUCCAAGAUGUGCCUCUACACGGGCUCCCCUCGGGGCUCGGUCUCCACCUCUCCGCAGCCGUCACCCAGGAAAAGGUCCAGCCUCCCUGACGUGGUGGAUAUGGUCCUGGUUAAAGUCAAGACGGAGGUGACCAAGAAACUGGAUUUGGGGGAAUGUAGCAGGAGUUGUUCAUCUGUGGAUGUCGGGCUCAUAGAUGAGGAUACAUCCUGUAGGAGUGGACACAUGGACACAGACAUUGUCGGGAAAAAAAUCCAUCAUAAGGAGACAAGCAAUAAACAAACAGAUCAUUUCGAUGCUGAUGACAACGUCGUCCGACCAGCAGACGAUGACAGAAAGACUCUGAAUAUAGAAACACCUCUUUCCACAUUAUCAGGAGAACUCGAUCGUCUGGGUCUCUCACCUCAGGCAGAGCAGGCGGCCAUGGCUACACGUGAUCUAAUCUGCCCGCAGAUAGUGGAGAGCGUACACCACGCACCCUUCUGCUGCCAACACACACCCUGUCCCAAAACACACACUGGGACACAAGGCACUGAUAAACCACAUGCACCUGACAUACAAGCCCCUGUAUCUGCUCCUGGUGAGGACUCAUCCUCCACAGGGGACGUUACGUCUUCUGGAGGGGUCGGGCCGGUGGGUGCAUCCAGCUCACUUCCUGUCCUGGCCCCCGCCGGCAGCCAUACAGAUUACUGCAUCACUGUGACCGGCUUGGAGGGGGGUGGUCCCUCGUCCUCCUCCAGUGCGCCACAUUCCUGUCGUGCUUCAAAUGUCCUGCCUGUCCGGACGCGUGCGGGGUCGUUAGAAGGCGGGAAGACCCGGUACCUGAAUCCUCCGACUCAUCAGGGCCUGAGGAAAUUCUCCAAGACCAACGUGAAACCGGUGAACUCGUUUGAGCUGGAGGAGGUGCACAGCGCAGGGGAGGAAGAGUUUGGACAGUCAAAUACUACAAGGGCCACAAACUCACCAGUGUGCACGCAGGGCCAGCACAAAGGUGAAGUGGUCCGGGGCGACAGCGUGCAGUCAGACAGCAGCGGCUACGCAGACGAAGAAGUCAGCCCCUCGUCGGACAGACACGCCAGAUGACACAAGGACACGGCACUCCAUCGGUCUAUCUUCACACAUUUGCACUGAGGAUUUGAGUUUGUGCGACUCGGGAUUUGUGCGUUCAAAAUGACUUGGUCCCCUUUGAAACUUUUCAGAGGAUCUACACAGAAGAAGUCAAGUUUAUCAAAAGGUUUUUCCCGGCGCUCAUCCUCAAUACAAUUACUGUAAAUGAAUAAACAUAAAGACAAUGAAAGACUGCGGGGGAUCAUCGCAUUUGAACAGUAACGAGUCAAUCUGGAAUUACAGCAUGAACAACACAUUACACCACGACAACAAGUCAAUUUCACAUGGAGCUCACACUUUAUUUAUUUUAAACUGGGCAACAAUUUAACUAUGACAAAGAACUGUCUCAAAUUGAAUAAUGUCAGCACAUAAAAUUCACUAAAACCAGGAGAUAACUUCCUUAUCUCAGAAUAACAAAAUGCAGAUCUGCCGUUUCAGACAAAAUGAGGUCAGUGUUGCGUCAAACCCGCUGCACUCGGACAUGUUCAGCCUGCAUCUGUGCAAAGGACUUUAUCUUCUCAACUAGUGCAAACUGUUUCCAACUCUUUUCCAAUACUUAUUUCAGCAGAGUGCAAUGAAUUGUAUUGACAGAUUAGCUACUGCAGUAACUGAGGCGGUGAUGAGAGUUCACACCCAGACGCAGGUGUCAACGGCUCUUUCAAAUAAUGUCACAGGAAUCAGUCACAUUGACGGAGAACAGAGAAACGUAAAUCACAGGGGUGUGAAUUAUAAAGAGGAAAACAAUCGUUAGUUCAUAUCUUUGAAACGGCACAAAGACAUUAUUUUUUUGAGGGAUGACUCAAAAAACAAACAAAAAUCAAAUCGUUUUGUCUAAUGUUCUACUGAUAACAACAACAACUCCCAGUUAUUUUUUCAGCUCUUUGAUUCACACAGAAGUUAAUUUAUUAUUUAUUGGUCUGACUGCAUAGUGAAUAGAGAAACUGGGAAAUAUUUGCUACAAUCACAUUUUGUGUUGUCUUGAUUUACUCCCAAAUGUGACAAUUUGUGUGUGAACUGAACCAAUAAGGAGAUUCUAAAUUAUGCUCACUGUUUUCUUUUGUAGAGUUCUCAUGAUCACUGUGAGCAUUCCUAAAACGCUCUGAUAGUGUACAUCUUCCAGGGGACUCUAAACAUGGGAAAUCAAUAAAAAAAAAUGGUAUCA
Molecule: messenger RNA, 2977 nt
Organism: Platichthys flesus (European flounder)
Lineage: Eukaryota; Metazoa; Chordata; Actinopteri; Pleuronectiformes; Pleuronectidae
Product: protein ITPRID2-like
Exons: 10
Coding region: 73-1791 (572 amino acids)
Molecular function (GO): signaling receptor binding
Source: RefSeq, a predicted model, not a curated record